Molecule: messenger RNA, 1127 nt
Organism: Nothobranchius furzeri (turquoise killifish)
Lineage: Eukaryota; Metazoa; Chordata; Actinopteri; Cyprinodontiformes; Nothobranchiidae
Gene: tspan10
Product: tetraspanin 10
Cellular component (GO): plasma membrane
Source: RefSeq, a predicted model, not a curated record
CAUACUAUUUAGUUUCACACUGCAGCAGCAAAGAUUCUCUUAUGUUUCACUUCAGUUUGUGCUCUGCCCUGAAAGCACAGGGAGGAUCAUUUCCUGCUCAUCUACAAUUACAGGCGAUAUUUGUAAAUGGAGGGAUUUCAAUGGCUGUGUGUCAAGAGAAACGCUUCGCAGGAUGAGUCCAGUCCACUCAUACCAAAGACAAAGGCAGCAAAAGCAGGAGAUGAGGAGCUUGGCCUGGUAACCAAUGGAUUUCAGACAAAUGAAGAACAGAACAAGAACAGCAAUGCUGCAUUUCCCAGAAUCCAGCCUAACUUCAGUUACUCUUUGAUGGACUAUUUCCUGAAAUACUUUAUGUUCCUGUGCAACCUGCUUUUCACUGUUUUGGGCCUGAUUGUUCUCACUUUGGGAGUCUGGGGCCUCAACACCAAAGAAUCGUUUGCCCAAGAGAACAUCGGCACUAUCGGAACUGACCCAAUGCUGAUACUGUUUAGUCUAGGCUUCCUGCUCACUUUGCUCUGUCUGACAGGGUGUGUGGGUGCCUUAAGGGAGUACUGCUGCCUGCUGAAAGUGUUCUCAGCCACAGUGCUGGUGCUCAUCACAGCUCAGGUGCUGCUUGCCAUUGUCGUCUACAGUGUGCGGGAUCAGAUCGCAGGCUACUUGAGGUCAGGGAUGUUAGCAGCCAUGGCUAACUACCAGGAUGAUCCGGAUGUGAGGUUCAUCACAGAUGAGAUUCAGUUCAGUCUGCAGUGCUGUGGGGCAGAUAACUACCGGGACUGGGGCGUCAACAUAUAUUACAACUGCUCUGCUCCAGGGGUCCUGGCCUGUGGUGUCCCUGCUACGUGCUGCAUCAACCCUUUGGAGAAUGGCACCGUGUGGAACUCUCAGUGUGGUGUGGGAGCCCAGCUUUUAGAUGAGUUCACUGCGCAGAGUGUCAUCUUUUUAGGUGGAUGUCUGGGCGGCAUCACCCACUGGAUCAACCAGCACGAGGGCCUGAUCGGGACGGUUGGAACCAUUGUUGUUGGGGUGGAAAUUCUGGCUGUGUUCAUCACCACACGACUGCUGGAGAGCAUCCAUUGGCACAAAACUCACCAGCUACACAGAGUAAUAAAUACAGCAGUUUAACAAGU